This is a messenger RNA of Trichobilharzia szidati, 3711 nucleotides long. NCBI's taxonomy places the organism in Eukaryota, Metazoa, Platyhelminthes, Trematoda, Strigeidida, Schistosomatidae. The record is from the annotation of a GenBank genome assembly.
AUGAGCGGUGAGGAGAUUGAAAAAACGAAGUUAAAACUGGCAACUUUAGCAAAGGAGAUUGCUUCAUGGGAAGAUGACUUAAGGCGCAUUCCCCUUCAAAGUCCGAAAGUGGUGGAAAAAGCGACCAGAAAUUCCUCUGUCAAAUGCAACAGAGACAGUCUAGCUGAUCACCAUAAUCUGCCCGUUUUCGCAAGGAAGGCUCGCUGGGAGCGUAUAAUGAAUGCAGAUCAAUCGGGUAGUUCCAGAAGUCAUGGAGCUAUUGGUGGACCAUCCAAAAACGACAGUCUAGAUGAUCAGAAUACUUUGCCUGUUUCCGCGAGGAGGGCUCGUUGGGAGUGUUUAGCGAGUGCAGAUCAGUCGAGUAAUUCCAACAGUCAUGGAGUUAAUGGCGCACCAUCAAAAAGUUCUUCAUCCUCAGUUCAACCGCUUGGAGUGUCUAAAGUUCAAAACAUUAGAGAACGUGUUCCACCUGCUUCUGUUCCACGCAUUAAACCUGAUAUUCCAAGAGGCAGUAUAAGCCAAGCUGAAAGGGAAAAGCUUGAACGUAUGCGAGAACUUGCUGAGCUACGUCGUUCACGAAGACCCCUUCCGCCUUUUCCACAAACAAAUACGCCAUCAUUGAAUGCGACCGAAAAUCCAAGCUCAAGCUCACUAGAAUCUCAAUGCAAUGAAGAAUGUAAUACAAAGCAGGAAGAAGAAUUCACGCUACCAUCGCCUCCAUCAACACCAUCUGAAAAGAUUCCGACAGCUGAAGAUACUUUGAUUGAUUCAUCACCUUGUACACCGUUGAGUAAUAUUGAUUUACCGGCACCUGAAGAAAUUCAUGAAUCGUGUAAUACAAAUGAUACUGAGAAUUGUGCUAAAAAUCAUGAUACCCUUAAAAUGGAUAUUUGUCAUGAGCCUACUGAACCUUCGGCUAGAGAUGAAGAUCUCUGUAACACUCCAACAAAUGAUGAUAAACAGCCAGUGAUAGACAUGCCGAAUAUUUCUGUAGGGCAUGUCAGUCAGACAACAAUAGAAGACCAAGAAGAAGUGGAGAAAGAGGAAAAAGAAGACGAAGAAGAAGGCCCUCUUCGACCAGGCAUACUUCCACCACCAACUGUUCCUCUUGUUCUACAGAAUAAACAUCCAUAUUAUUCACGACCAAAAAUGGGCAUAAAACGUCGUUCAUCGCUAUCAGAAAGUUCAGUGGAUGAUGUACGUCAACAGAUGAUUCCUCGACAAAAAUCAGUGAAAUUCCUCCAAAGUACAACAACUACUGGUACUACUACAACUACUACAACUUCUGAUAUGAUCAAGAUGAUAAUGGAUGAUGAUGAUACAAGUAAUGAUACAGACUUCACUUAUGAUGAUACAAGUACAGAUGACAGUACCCGCCGUGUUUCAUCCAAUCUAUCUGCUUACUUAUCAACACUGAAUAAAUUGGGAUUGGAUCCUGAUGGUGAAAUUGAUUCAGACGUAUAUGAUUCCUCGAUAACUAGUAUUCUUAAUGAUUUCGGCGGCAGCGAUUCAACAAAAAAUUAUAAUCGAACACAUUUUGCCAAAGAUGAUACUGAUUUGCUGAUAAAAAGUCGUAUGUCACCUGUCCUACCAUUAUGUGAAGCUGAGCGUCGUUUACAGAGAAUGAAAGAGUUGCCUAAAUUAAUACAAGCUGAACGUGCUGUUAUUCUACAGGCAAGUUCUGCAUUGAAACAAUGCGUUGGUAUUAUGUCGAAAAAGGCAUCUUCAGAAGAUAUCAGUAGACUACGUCGUCAACUUGGCCCUGGUUCUCGUGUUCACGUGGAAGUUAGUAAAACAAUGCUUAUUGCUUGUCAACGUCGUCAAGUGCUAAUGGAAGAACUCGCUCUCCUCCAUCAAGGUUCACCAGUACUUGUCCCACCGCCUUCUGGUGAUCCAAUACGCGCACGUAUGAAGCUAAGCGCUAUUCGUUUAUCCUUGAAAACAUCGAAUAUACCAAAUGAUCCAACAAGUGGUGGAGGAUUUGUGGUUGUCGAUCCUGAUGUAUUAUACAGUAACAGUGUUUGGCGUAGUACUACACCUACACCAGGUUCAAAAUCACGCAGCGACAGUCAUCAUUAUCAGAGUCAACCGACAUGUUAUUAUUUAAUAGCAAUAAUCAAAUGUCGUGGAGAAGGUCGUUUAUAUCACAGUGAAUUGGUCACUUUAAUGCAUAUAAGUGAUCUUCCUGUUGGAAUGUAUCGACCAGCCACCUAUGUAGACUUACCAGCAAAACUUGAGAUUGUUCCACUUCGACCAAAUUUUGAAUUCCAGCUAGAAAUCUAUUGUAUGCGUACAGGAUCCGAUACACCGAUGCAUAUUCACCAUGCUGGUGGAGUAGUAACACUUCUACACGGUGGUGGAAUUGAUGGUGGUGGUGAUGGUACUGAGUCGGAGGAAUCAACGACAAGAUUUAAACUGCCCACGUCUACUUUAUUAUUAUCAAGUCAUAAAAAGUCAUUAUUUGGCCAUCAUCAUCAUGACCAUUCUCGGCAUAUUACUGCAACGCCACAUAGUACUACUACUGAUGACGACGAUGAUGGGAUUAGCAAGCCAUUAACACCGUGUGAAACUGCAGGUCAUGUAUUAACACAUUGUCUCCCAUCAUCUUCAUAUUUCAAGACAACACUGACACCAAGUAAAUUAUCUGAGCAUAAUAUGCAUACUACUAAACGAGAUAAAAUUCCUGCCUUCUCGUUGAUUUCUUCCGUGGAAAUUCAUUACCAUGAUGAUUUAUUAGUUGGUUCUAAUAAUUAUGCUGUAUCAAAACAAGACAAAUCACAUCAUACUACUACUACUAACGCUAAAAGUAGUCGUUCAAGUGCUAAUAGUGCAAAUUGUUUAUCCCUACGCUUGUUACGUUUACCUCGAUCUAGUCCAUUGGCUGGGACUGCUGGAUUAGUUGAUGCCUAUGUCAGUUUGGAGGCGAAAGUUCUAGCACGUGGAUUUAUGACAGUCUUCGAGGAUAUCGGUGGUAUGGGUGUCUGGCAACGCUACUGGUGUCAAUUACGUGCAGGUUAUCUACACUUUUGGAAGUAUCCAGAAGAUGAAUACGGAGGUAGUCGCGGCGGCAGCAGCAAUAAUUAUAAUAAUAAUAACAAUAACAAAAACAAUCCAAUGCAUAAUAAAUCCUCCUCUUCGUCUUCUUCUUCCUCAAAUCCACCAUUAGGUCGUAUUGAUUUAAGACAUGUUGUUAUCCCACCAGGUGCUAUGCUAGCACCAAGGUCAAUUUGUGCACGUAGUAAUACAUUGUAUAUGCGUUCAUUGCGUGAAAUUGAUCCAACUUGUCUGUCGGCAUCAGUGAAUAAUCUAUCCUCCUCCUCCUCGUCUACAUUGAAUGAUAAGAAGAAUCAGAACAAGAAGAAUAAGAAGACGAAAAAAGGAGAUAUUCAUGGUGGUGACGCUGACGACAGUGGACGUACUGGUGCAUCAAAUGAAAGCUUAGUAUUUCGUGCAUCAAAAGAUUAUAAAUGGUUGGAGCAAAAACAUUUACUCUGCGCUGAUACUCCAGAAGAACGUGAUGCAUGGAUCACAUGGUUGAAUGCUUGUCUUGAUUCCCUAAGAGAUUGGAUGCCAGAGCAUUUCGAUUGUCUAUCUCGUUAUGAUGCAAGACUGGAGUUUUCGCAACCAGUCUCUUCACAAUUGGGCGCUUUAUUAAUUCAUGGAUCACCGCCGGCACCAGCACCAGGAAUCUCAUCAUCGUCAUCGAAGUGA